Closterium sp. Yama58-4 is the source of this 1311-nucleotide messenger RNA. The record is from the annotation of a GenBank genome assembly. Lineage: Eukaryota; Viridiplantae; Streptophyta; Zygnematophyceae; Desmidiales; Closteriaceae.
AUGACAUUUCCAUGGCGCCGCGCAACUCACCAGACAAAGAUCUCCGCUUUGCGCCGCCAUCGCACCGUCCUACCGACCUGGCUGCUCGUUGCAGCGCUUCUUGCCGCCUCGCGCGCUCCGCUAACCGCCAGCCAGCGAAUUAGCAGCCAUACACCCGCCCGCAGGCAUUUAGCGCCUCGCGCGGACCCUCCUCCGCUUGGCCGAGAGUCAUUCGCGUCGGCGUACGCUCGCACGAAGGUGCUUGCUGGCGACGAUAAACCAGUGUUCCUGCGACCAAUCGCAGCCAAUCGCCCAGAGUCGCAGGCGUCGCGUGGCAGUCGCACGCGGUCAUCGCGUUCGCUAAUUCGCCUCCAGCAGGGAACGGCGUCCGUCGGUAAUCCCAAUGCCGCGACUAUGACGACCGCUGGCGCCGCAACCGCCGUACCACGGGGCGUCGCCGCGAUCUUCAGCGACGCGCAUGACGUAACAGCGCCCUCCGCCUCUUCUUCUGCCGCCGCCAACCACGCGCUCGCCGCCACAGCCGGCCCGCUGGGCACCAGCGGGGCGACGGGGGGCGGGAGAAAGGCGGUGACGGCGGGGAGGGGGAGGAACGGGCCAAUUGGAAUAUCUCCGCACUGGAGCGCGAGUUGCACGGGGCGCGCGUGCGGGGUGAUGGAGCGGCCAAUCAGCGUGUAUGUCGUGUGGUAUGGCGCGUUUUCCGAGACUCAGAAGCAGAUGGUUCGUUCGCUCACCGCGUCACUCAGCCCACACGCCGACCCGUCCGUCACAGUUCCCCUCUGGUGGAACAUCAAUCGGCUGUACUACGACUCGAGUGGUAACCACAUCUCCGAGUCCGUUACAUGGGGCGGUGAGGUCGAGGAUGCAAACUAUUCCCGAGGCAAGACUCUUUCCGAUGCUGACGUCAGGAGCCUCAUCACCAACGCAAUAUCCUCCAACCAGCUGCCUUAUAACGAGGACGGAGUGUACUUUGUCCUCUCGGAUGAAACCGUAUCCCAAAUGUGGAAUAUGCCAGGCGGCAGCAGACCAGCGUUCUGCGCCAGCUUCUGCGGGUGGCACUGGGACGGCCGAGCCUCCAGCUUCGGAAGCAUUGUGUACUCCUGGGUCGGGAACGCGGCAACAUUAUGCCCCAGAUCUUGCAUCACGCGAGCUCUGCGUGCCAGCGAGGCGGCGCCGCCCAAUCAGGACGCGGGGAUGGACGGGCUGCUGUCGGUGUUUGCGCACGAGCUGGCAGAGGCCACGUCGAGCCCGUUCGUUGCCACGUGGUUCGAUGAGAGCGGCGAGGAGAACGCCGACAAGUGCUCAUGGGAGUGA